Encephalitozoon intestinalis ATCC 50506 is the source of this 165-nucleotide messenger RNA. RefSeq names its product DNA directed RNA polymerase. Gene Ontology annotation, biological process: DNA-templated transcription. Gene Ontology annotation, molecular function: DNA-directed RNA polymerase activity; zinc ion binding; DNA binding. Bases 1 to 165 code for a protein of 54 amino acids. The transcript has a single exon. Gene Ontology annotation, cellular component: RNA polymerase II, core complex; RNA polymerase III complex; RNA polymerase I complex. NCBI's taxonomy places the organism in Eukaryota, Fungi, Microsporidia, Unikaryonidae. The record is from RefSeq and is a predicted model, not a curated record.
AUGAACGGAAUGGGCACAGACCAGAAAGUCUUUACAUAUGUAUGCAUACAGUGUCCCUCGCUGAGGGAGCUGAAACUGAAGGAUCCCAUCAGAUGCACGGAAUGCGGCAACAGGGUUCUCCGCAAGAAGAGGACAGACAAUGUGGUGCAGCUGGAUGCCGUCUAG